AUGUCGCUCCCCACACACUUCACCCUCAACACUGGCGCCAAAAUCCCAGCUGUUGGAUUCGGAACUUGGCAGGCACCCAAUAAUGAAGUUGUCGGGGCAGUCAAGACAGCCCUAAAGACUGGCUACCGCCACAUAGAUGCCGCCGCCAUCUACCGCAACGAGGCGGCAGUUGGAGAAGGUAUCAAGGAGAGCGGUGUCCCACGUUCAGAUAUCUUCAUCACAGGAAAGCUCUGGAAUACAAAGCAUGACCCAAAGGACGUCGAGGCCGCGCUGGAUAAGACACUGAAGGAUCUGGGGACGGAUUACCUAGAUCUCUUCUUGAUGCACUGGCCCGUUGCGUUUGAGCCUAGCGAGAAAUGGUUCCCGAUCGACGAGCAUGGCGUCUUCAAGCUGGCAGACAUCGACCCAGCAGUCACAUAUACCGCGAUGGAGAAGCUGCUAGACACCGGAAAAGUCCGCGCGAUAGGCGUCUGCAACUUCACGGUCAACAAGCUCAAGGAUCUCAUCUCGAAGACGAAGGUGGUCCCCGCAGUCAACCAGAUCGAGGCACACCCAUAUCUCCAACAGCCUGCGCUCGUGGACUUCUGCAGGUCAAAGAACAUCCUGAUCGAGGCAUACUCGCCACUGGGGAACAACCAGACCGGCGAGCCGAAGGUCGUGGACGACGCCGGGGUCAAGGAUCUGGCAAGCCAGCAGGGCCUCGAUGCCGCCCAGCUCGUCCUUUCGUGGGGCGUUCAGAGGGGCACCGUCGUCCUGAGCAAGAGUGUCACCCCGAGCCGGAUCGAGUCGAACUUGAAGGUGGUGAAGCUGCCGGAUGAUGUCUUCCACAAGGUGACCGCACUGGAGAGGCAUAAACGCUUCAAUGUCCAGGCGAGAUGGGGCUACGACAUCUUUGAGGAGAUCGGAGAGGCGGAGGUCAAGAAGAUCGCCCGGGACGCGGGGCCGGAGAACUUAACCAAGUUCAACAUAUGA
Messenger RNA from Diaporthe batatas, 972 nucleotides. RefSeq lists its product as uncharacterized. Bases 1 to 972 code for a protein of 323 amino acids. Gene Ontology annotation, cellular component: cytosol. Gene Ontology annotation, molecular function: aldose reductase (NADPH) activity. The transcript is spliced from 2 exons. The record is from RefSeq and is a predicted model, not a curated record. NCBI's taxonomy places the organism in Eukaryota, Fungi, Ascomycota, Sordariomycetes, Diaporthales, Diaporthaceae.